Molecule: messenger RNA, 1008 nt
Organism: Oenanthe melanoleuca
Lineage: Eukaryota; Metazoa; Chordata; Aves; Passeriformes; Muscicapidae
Product: translation initiation factor IF-2-like
Exons: 3
Coding region: 261-983 (240 amino acids)
Source: RefSeq, a predicted model, not a curated record
CACACCCCCGGUUCCCUUUGCUGCAGGAGCAGCCGGUGCAUGGGCAGUGCACGGGCACCGGCAGGAGCACGCUGCGCACCCCCGCCACGGGACCGCACUCGCCCCGCGCGCGGAACGCCCCUCCGGAGCGGAGGAUGAGCCGACAGCCCCGGCGCGGAGCGCGGCACGACGCCCGCCGAGCCGGCCCGGCGCGGCGCUGAGCAUCGCCCACCAGCCGUGUCGGGGUCCCGCCGAGCCCCCCGUGGGUGGGUGCCCCCGGCAUGGACGGCCGUGACUUCGCGCCCCCGCCGCGGCUGCUGUCGGAGCGGGGCAGCCUGGGCCACCGGCACGGCGCGGGGCGCGUGGCGGGGUCGGCGCACGGGGCCGUGCAGCCCCCCGGACACUUCCAGCCCACCAAGUACUUCCCGGCGCCCAUCUCCAUGGCCACGCACACAGCCGCUCCGCCGGCGCGGGAGGAGCGUGACCCCGGCCACAUCCCGGUGCCGGGACGAGGCGAGGCGCGUUCGGGGCGAACAAGGAGGCCGUUAUGUGCGGGGCCGUGGGGCGGCGGCAGCGGCGGAAGGUCACCGAGCCCGGGCUCGGUAUUCGGCGCCCAAGUGUCAGGGUGCGAAGGGGCUCGCGGCGCGUGUUCGCCGCGGCAGCUGCCGGAGCCGGACAAAGCGGGGCACACGGCCGAGCUCGGCACGGCCAGCCAGCCCCGCCGCGGGGGCACCGGAUCCGGCGGCCGCGGCGAGCUGCCCGCGCGGCUUUGUCUGCGGCAUGUGCUCGGCUCCGGCACGGGCAGGGCUGAACCGCGGUGCACAGCGCCUAAACCGGGGUUCGCUGCCGAGCUCCGGGAUGGAGCCGGAGCGGGAGCAGGGCCGGAGCGGGAGCCGUGUGCCGGCUCGGGGCCCCCCGCUUCCCGCCGGCGCGGGCGCUUGUCUGGCCGCGGCACGGCGGCAGCGCCGGUUAUUGUCGCCGCCUUGAUGAGCUGUGAAUACUAAUAAAAUUAUAUCUGCUUUAAUGGGA